CUUCCUGCCUCUAGACACCCACGCCAACUGCGGAAGAUCGAUCAGUAGCUACCCAAACCGAUUUCGAUUCUAGCCUCGCUUCAACGCGAACAUUUUUCUCAUUGAUAGGGAACAUCUGCCGAACCAGCAGCGCCCAAAAUGAAGCAAAAGAUUGUCAUCCAGUUGAGCUUGUCGUGCGACAAACGACGGUCCAAAGCACUGACAAUGGCCGCCAGAGCAGCCGGGGUGACGUCGAUGGAGAUUACCGGCGACGCCAGGGACCAGCUGGAGGUUGUCGGCGACGGCGUCGACCCGGUGUGCCUCGUCAGCUGCCUCCGCAAGAAGCUCGGCCACGCCCAAAUCAUCAAGGUGGAGGAAGUGAAGAAGCCGGAGGAGAAGAAGAAGGAUGAGCCGAAGCCAGAGCCCGUGCACCCGCCGCCCUACUUCUUCAACCCGCCCAGCUGCUCCUACUACCCCCACCAGUACCCGCUCUACUUCUGACCAUGUAACUGCCGGACCAUGCAUGUAGCUGCGAGAGAGCGAUUUUUACGUGCUUUAAUUUUGAUUUUUG
This is a messenger RNA of Triticum dicoccoides, 550 nucleotides long. Its product is annotated as heavy metal-associated isoprenylated plant protein 16-like. The coding region runs from base 139 to 480 and encodes 113 amino acids. The record is from RefSeq and is a predicted model, not a curated record. The transcript has 2 exons. NCBI's taxonomy places the organism in Eukaryota, Viridiplantae, Streptophyta, Magnoliopsida, Poales, Poaceae.